AUGGAUGUUGAAAUCAAACACGCAGUAAACAUUUGUCAGGAAAAUCAACGCGCACCACCUAAAGCACCUAUUCAUCCUUGGGAAUGGGCAACCGAGCCGUGGAGCAGGUUACAUAUUGACUUUGCGGGGCCGUUUCAAGGACAUCAACUCCUGAUCGUAGUGGACGCCUACUCUAAAUGGUUAGAAGUCGAGUUGGUGCCGACAACCUCCUCGUCGGCAGCAAUACGAGUGCUACGUAGCUUAUUCGCCACUCAUGGAUUACCCGACGUAAUUGUAUCAGACAACGGUACGGCAUUUACAUCGGCAGAAUUUGCAGAGUUUACAAAGAAGAACGGGAUUAGGCACACAACAUCGGCGCCAUAUCAUCCGUCUUCAAAUGGCCAAGCUGAAAGGCUAGUGCAAGAAGCCAAAAAGAUGUUAAGCAAAUUGUCGCAAGGGGAUUGGCGUACCAAACUGGCACGAAUGCUGUUAAGCCAGCAUACAACGCCGUCAACAGUAACCGGCGUCAGUCCAGCAGAACUGCUUUUCAAGAGAAAAUUAAGAACCUGUUUAGAUCGAAUCCAUCCUGAUUUCGUGAGGGACAUGAAGCUGAAGCAGGAAACACUUAUGGAACAGUCAAAACCACCUCGGGAAUUUAAAGAUGGCGAUCCAGUUUCAGUGAGGAAUUUUGGUGAUGGUCCCAAAUGGGUUCCAGCGCAAAUCAAUAAACGUACUGAUCCAUUAUCAUACAAGGCAACCCUAGAUGACGGAAUCGUAAUCCGAAGACACACCGAUCAAAUCAUUUCCAGAAGACCACUGCAGGGCCAUCAAGCACCACCGUCAGAUGUGCAGGAAGCCAGCAUGAGCACUCGCCCAAGCAGAGACAGAAGAAUGCCUUUGCAUUUACGAGAUUUUGUUUUAACUGGGGGGAAGGAAUGUGAUGUAUGCAAGCCUGGGGAGGUCAAGGUUGGCACGCCUGCAACGGUGGGCUAG
Photinus pyralis (common eastern firefly) is the source of this 972-nucleotide messenger RNA. RefSeq lists its product as uncharacterized. Gene Ontology annotation, biological process: DNA integration. Gene Ontology annotation, molecular function: nucleic acid binding. The record is from RefSeq and is a predicted model, not a curated record. The coding region runs from base 1 to 972 and encodes 323 amino acids. NCBI's taxonomy places the organism in Eukaryota, Metazoa, Arthropoda, Insecta, Coleoptera, Lampyridae. The transcript has a single exon.